CUGGGAAAUAAAAUCCAAGGAAACCAAAAAGUCAAGAAACACAGAGAGCAAAACACAUGAGAGGAGGAAUCGUCAUCGUAAGCUUCUUAAUUUUACGGAGUCUUGUCGUGUCUUCGUCUCAAACAGUACCGGACUUCAAUUUCUUCUACUGGGUCAACUACUGGCCAGGAGCAAUAUGCGAGAGCCAAAAAGGAUGUUGUUCUCCGCCGAAAGGCAAUAAGUCGCCGGAUUUUAUGAUCCAUGGACUCUGGCCUCAGUUCAACAAUGGCACUUGGCCUGCGUUUUGCGACCAAACCAAUCUCUUUGAUAUCUCCAAGAUAUCAGAUCUAGUAAGCAAAAUGGAAAGGAAAUGGACAGAGUGGGGAGUGUGGGUGUGUCCAAGUAACGAGACGAAUCUGUGGGAACACGAGUGGAACAAGCAUGGCACAUGUGUUCAAUCUGUCUUCGACCAACACUCUUACUUCAACACAAAUCUCAAAUUCAGACAACGAAUCAAUUUCCUCAGCAUCCUUAAACAUAAAGGAAUUCAACCGAAUGAUGGGUUUUACAGUUUAAAUGAGAUCAAGAACGCCAUCAAGUGCGUGAUCGGAUUCGCACCAGGUAUCGAAUGCAAUGAAGAUGUAAAGGGGAAUAAGCAGCUUUUCCAGAUCUAUAUAUGUCUUGAUAAUUACGCGAAAGAGUUUGUGGAAUGCCCAUAUGUUCCUGAUAAAUCAUGUGCUUCCAAGAUCAAGUUUCCAAAGUCCCCGGAAAAAGGUUCUCUUGGUGAGCAUCUAAGUGUCAUGUCUUCCGUUUUAACUACCUAGAAACCAAGAGAGUGAGAGUUUAAUUUGUUUCAAUAAGAGAGUGAAGGUAAGAAGCUUCUAUAACUAUGAUGAAUGGAACACUAGUUUUUGAGUAAAGAGUUAAACCUCUUA
This is a messenger RNA of Capsella rubella, 914 nucleotides long. Its product is annotated as ribonuclease 3. Gene Ontology annotation, molecular function: RNA binding; ribonuclease T2 activity. Gene Ontology annotation, biological process: RNA catabolic process. The transcript has 4 exons. The record is from RefSeq and is a predicted model, not a curated record. Bases 57 to 803 code for a protein of 248 amino acids. Gene Ontology annotation, cellular component: extracellular region. Lineage: Eukaryota; Viridiplantae; Streptophyta; Magnoliopsida; Brassicales; Brassicaceae.